This is a messenger RNA of Amphimedon queenslandica, 958 nucleotides long. RefSeq names its product ubiquitin carboxyl-terminal hydrolase 47-like. Bases 77 to 958 code for a protein of 293 amino acids. The record is from RefSeq and is a predicted model, not a curated record. The transcript is spliced from 7 exons. NCBI's taxonomy places the organism in Eukaryota, Metazoa, Porifera, Demospongiae, Haplosclerida, Niphatidae.
GAGAGCAUGGCUAGCUUGGACUGUUGAAAACUUAAAACAGCAUAUAGGAGAAGCAUAUAAUCUCAAUUUAUCAUGUAUGAGACUAGUAAUGAGGGAGAAGGAUUACUGGAAUGAUACUUUUAAAAUCAGGGAUAUUAGUGAUGUAGGAGGUACUUUAAAGGAGAUACUCAAGAUGAGAGGACACAAUACUUCACACACUCAGUUGCUGUAUGUAUCAUCAGAUCCUGAAGAUUAUCAAAAAGAAUUUGAAGAUAGUUUGAUGAACAAAUGUAUUGAGUUUCACUUCAACUCAAUACUACUGGACAUUAUAAUACCUCCUGGACCUGAAGCCUUACCCACUACAACUAUUAGAAGAAAAGGAAGAGUAGUAAUGAAAAUUAUAUCAAUGGAAGAUGAAAGUAAAGGAAAGGAAAGAAAGAUACAGGUAAAAGUUGAUAAGAGAACCACAUUAGCUCAAUUGAAGGAGGAGCUAGUUCCACUAAUAGGUGUAGUAUCUACUGGUUUUGAAGUAUAUAGAAUCAGUGGUAAUGAAGAAUAUGAAAUGAAGAGACUGGAUGAGAUAUUAAUGAAUAUAUCUGAAUCAAAGUUGAUAGUAAGACUUAGUCCAUUACGAGUAGAAGAGUACAGAAUUAAAUUAUAUUUAUUACAAGUUAACAGUAUAGAGUUUUGUAAGUUUAUGUUGAAGUCUAUUGCUACUAAGGAUACACCAGUGAGAGAAUUUAAGAAACAAAUUAUUGAAGAAGCAAAAGUACAAGGAAUUGACUAUGUCCUUAAAUUAGACAAAAUGAGAUUACGUGAAAAGAAUGGAGCAUCUCCUGGUAGAGUAUAUCUUGAUGAUAUGUUGGUUAAUACUAGUAGCUUUAAAGAAAUGUAUAUAGAACCAUUGAAAGGUCAGUAUAUCUCAGUAUACUGUAUAUUGUAUAAUGCUUCUUUUGACAUUUUUGUUGUAAAAUUGUAA